AUGGUUCUGUACGCAUAUCUCAACGUCUUCCGCAUUGCCUUCCUUUCCUUCGUCUCCUACAUCCUGCGCAAGCGUGUCGCGGACCAGUUUCUUACCAUCGGGCACUUCUCGCUGCUCACACUCAGCGUGCACGACGUCCGCUACGAGAGCAGCCUUUUCAGUGGCACGUACUCCUUCUUGUUCACAUGCUCGCACAUCGCCUUGCGCUUCCACCUCCCCACGCGCAGGCACCCACGCUGGUUCACCUUCUCCGCGAAGUCCAUGUUCUACACCUGCACUACCGCCGAUAUCUCCGUGUCUAGCCUCGACACCACCUUCUGGGCCUUCCCGCUGCUCCUCCGCCAGACCGCGGGCCCGUGGGCGAAUGUUGUGCUUGACGGGCUGAGGAUCAGGGUGUACCGAAGCAACGCGACGCCAGAGUGGAUCCGGCGCCUCCGUGAAAACCUUAUCGGUACGAUAUGUACGGGCGAGAUUCUGCGCUUGGACGACUUUUGGACGAAUGUCGAGUUGUCGGGUCUAUCGGACACGGUACUAGUUAGUAAGUUCUCUGGCGGUUCUGCGGACCACUAUGAUGGGGGAGAGGAGCGUGUAGCAAAUGCAGCAGGUGAGGAGGAAAUUACCGACUCAGAUGCAGACUGGGAGGAAGAAGCAAAGGAGGAGGUCGACCCGAGGAAAGGGGAGAAGCCACUGCUCCCCGUGUUCCUGCACGGUAAAGACGAGAUGCGUAUGUCCGCCUUCGCGCGCCAGCUGCACCUCCACAACACCGAGGCCCGCAUCUACACGUUCGGCCGUGUUGACGCGCAGUUGCGACGCGACUGGAACGAGGACAAGGGCUCGUUCGUUAUGGUCGCAGAGGAGGCGCGCUGGGUGCGCGUGCACUGGACUUACCAGCGGGAGGUCACCGGGUUCUGGACGCAGCUGUUCACGUCACUCAUGCAGUUUCCGCUCGAUCUGUCGAAUGUCUUGCGGUUCCCGAUGGGCACUAUCAACCUCUAUGUCACGCGCGCCGACAUCACCUUCGACGAAUUUCGCAUUCGCGAUGCCGAGCUGAUCAAGCAGGCGUUCUCCAUUAUCCGCGAGAAGACGCGGCUCUCCGACAUCCCGUGGGGCGACGUGUUCUUCGACGCCCUCGUCGCCGCCUUCGCUCACUGA
Messenger RNA from Sparassis crispa, 1152 nucleotides. RefSeq lists its product as hypothetical. The record is from RefSeq and is a predicted model, not a curated record. Lineage: Eukaryota; Fungi; Basidiomycota; Agaricomycetes; Polyporales; Sparassidaceae. The transcript is spliced from 3 exons. Bases 1 to 1152 code for a protein of 383 amino acids.